AAAAGUCCUGGCGAUAUGGGUUUGCGUGACCCUGACUGAGCCAUGUACAUAAGCAAGCUAUCCCAUCAUUUUUCUGUCAGUUACAUUCAUUCUUCAACUCAACAUAGCAAAGACCAGACUCGGAAGAGAGAGAGAGAGAGAGAGAGAGAGAGAGAUGGAGAGGGAGUGGCUCAUUUCAAUGCCAAAGAUAGAACUGCAUGCUCACCUCAAUGGAUCCAUUCGAGACUCCACACUCUUAGAACUCGCCAAGGAUUUGGGCCAAAAGGGUGUCAUAAAAUUCUCCCAAGUCGAAGAUGUCAUCCUCAAAUAUGCAGCUAAUCGUUCGUUAACAGAAGUGUUCAAGUUGUUUGACUUAAUCCACAUUCUUACUACUAAUCAUGACACGGUUACAAGAAUUACCAGAGAAGUCAUUGAGGAUUUUGCAUCGGAUAAUGUUAUCUACCUGGAGUUGAGAACUACACCGAAGAGAAAUGAUUCCAAAGGAAUGAGCAAACGCUCUUAUGUUGAAGCUGUGCUGAAAGGUCUAAGAUCAGUCAGUUCUGUUGAUGUGUCUUUCAUUCCGCAUAUUGAAGAUUCUAUAAGUCCUUUUGAUUCUCUACCGAUGAUUACGCAUGAUAGAAGUAAUGGAAAUGCUAGAAAAAGAAUCGUUGCUAGGCUUCUCUUGAGCAUUGACCGAAGAGAGACAACGGAAGCAGCAAUGGAAACUGUGAAGCUUGCAUUGGAAAUGAGGCAAUUUGGGGUAGUUGGAAUUGAUCUCUCUGGAAAUCCAAAGAUUGGUGAAUGGACUACAUAUUUGCCAGCAUUGAAAUUUGCUCGAGAACAAGGUCUUUAUGUGACACUUCACUGCGGCGAGGUACCUAAUUCAAAGGAGAUACAUAAUAUGCUUGACUUUCAUCCCCAAAGGAUUGGACAUGCUUGUUUCUUUGAGGAUGAGCACUGGAGAAAGCUGAAGUCCUCUAGAAUUCCGGUUGAAAUUUGUUUGACAUCAAACGUUAGGACAUUGUCCGUUCGAUCUAUAGAUGUUCACCAUUUUGCUGAUUUGUAUAACGCAAAACAUCCCUUAGCCCUGUGUACUGAUGACUCGGGUGUGUUCUCUACCUGUCUCUCCGCUGAAUACGAAAUUGCUGCUAAAUCAUUUGGGCUGGAAAGGAGGGAAAUGUUUGAGCUAUCAAGGAAUUCUGUUGAGUAUAUAUUUGCGGAUAGCGGAGUAAAGGAGGAUUUAAGAAAACUUUUCAAUUCAGUGGCAAGAAAAAUGGGUGUUCAAGUAUAAAAUUUCAUCCAAGAAAAUAUCUGUAUUUAGUUCAUGGCUUACAACAGCCCAGGUAUUACAAUAAUGGACGCAAAUUAUAGCUUUAUUAGAUAUUGAUAUUAGAAAUUAACUAGCAAUCCUGGCCAGGGGUUCACUCCUUAUCUGAAAUUUGAAAUUCGGAUUUUGCUCUUCAAAGUAAAGAAAUGUGGAAAAUAAAAAAAAGUUGGAUGCAUCUAUAUUUGAUUCAAUGUGGGUUAGUUUUUGAGAUACUUAAGUUAACAGUAAAUAUAUUUUGUGUUUUUUUCUUUUACGCAGUUAGAUGUUAAGAGGUAAAUCCUUGAUAUAAAAAAAUCCAUUCAAGUGACAGUUCUUGGAUGUUUCAG
Molecule: messenger RNA, 1632 nt
Organism: Abrus precatorius (Indian licorice)
Lineage: Eukaryota; Viridiplantae; Streptophyta; Magnoliopsida; Fabales; Fabaceae
Product: adenosine deaminase-like protein
Exons: 11
Coding region: 155-1270 (371 amino acids)
Biological process (GO): adenosine catabolic process; inosine biosynthetic process
Molecular function (GO): adenosine deaminase activity
Source: RefSeq, a predicted model, not a curated record